AUCGUCUGCACACCAUGCUGUUUUGAGCGUUCUGUCGCUACCUCCGUGGUCGUUACUGUUUACAAAGUUCUACAAUAAGCACUUAUCGUGCAUUCAUACUUCAGUGUGUUGCAAAAACACAGAUCUGAGCAUGGAUCACUUGCUUAAACUGAGAACUACUCUAGAAAUGCGCGAACAUGACUUAAUGAAUACAGAAACGUCGGAUUAUCCUGGCACAUUUCACGGAGUGGAUGACAGCUGGAGCCAGAAAAAGUUUGAAAAGGCAUUCAAAGUGGGCAUUGUAUAUUUGGAUGACGAAAGAAUGGAGUUCGACAUGAUUGGCCUAAACCCGGCGAUUGCAAAUGCAAUACGGCGGAUACUCUUAUCGGAGGUUCCAACAAUGGCUCCAGAUAAGGUGUACAUGUACAACAACACAAGUAUUAUUCAAGACGAAGUGCUUGCGCAUCGCAUCGGGCUCGUUCCGUUCAAGAUUGAUCCACGCAUGUUUGAGUAUCGCGAUAAAGGUACCGAAGGCUCUCCCGAAGAUACCGUAGAAUUUGAACUGAAAAUAAAGUGCACCAAGAACCCUCAUGCUCCUAAAGAUGCGUGUACACCAGAUGAGCUCUAUAGGGAUCAUAUUGUCUACACAAAGCACUUGAAGUGGAUACCGCUCGGCAGCCAAGCCGAAAUUUUUGCAAGCUGUCCUCCGAAGCCAGUUCAUGAUGAUAUCAUCCUUGCGAAGUUAAGGCCUGGCCAUGAAAUAGACCUAAAAUUACACUGUAUGAAAGGACUAGGAAGGGACCAUGCUAAAUUUUCUCCAGUGGCAACAGCAUCUUACCGUCUGCUCCCACAAAUCGCACUGCUUCGAGAGGUCGAAGGCGAACAAGCAGAACGUCUGAAGGGCAGUUUUUCUGAAGGAGUUAUAGAUAUUGAGGAAACAGGCGAUGGUAGGAAAGUCGCAAAGGUGGCGAAUGCUAGAGUGGAUACAUGCAGCCGAAACGUGUUCAGGUUCGAGGACCUGAAGGAUGCAGUGGAGCUGACCCGAGUCAAAGAUCACUUCAUCUUUUCCGUCGAGUCUACGGGAGCUCUCCCCCCGAAUGUUCUCGUCACAGAAGCAAUUAAAGUGCUCAUGGGAAAAUGCCAGCUAUUCCUCGGUGAAAUAGAACAAGUUGAAUCAGGAAGUUAACUUGGCCCCAAGCUGUGAAUAAAAGAACUGUUUGCAAGU
Messenger RNA from Ornithodoros turicata, 1204 nucleotides. RefSeq names its product DNA-directed RNA polymerases I and III subunit RPAC1-like (gene Polr1C). Gene Ontology annotation, cellular component: RNA polymerase I complex; RNA polymerase III complex. The transcript is spliced from 11 exons. Bases 131 to 1165 code for a protein of 344 amino acids. NCBI's taxonomy places the organism in Eukaryota, Metazoa, Arthropoda, Arachnida, Ixodida, Argasidae. Gene Ontology annotation, molecular function: DNA binding; protein dimerization activity. The record is from RefSeq and is a predicted model, not a curated record. Gene Ontology annotation, biological process: DNA-templated transcription.